UCAGGCGGUGAGCAGAACAAAAUUCCCUGACCCAUCACUACAGCAGUUCGGCAAUUAAACCGAAGCACAGCCCAGUCCCCUCUAUUCCCAUGUUCUUAUAUGUCCUUGAAUGAUGAAGACAUCUAGGGCCCUAACUGCCGUCUUUCUUAGUCUUAGUCAUGUACCUCUCUUGAGCAUCUUUUUGCUAUUAACCCGGUUCAGUUUCGUGCAAUCUGAUGCCAAUAUGAUAGCCCAAACUUGCAAGCAGACGCCAUUUUACAACCUAUGUGUAAGCUCUCUCAACUCAGACCCUAGUAGCUCCAAAGCAGACGUUCGUGGGCUAGCCCUUAUAAUGGUUAAUAAAGUAAAGGCAAAAGCAACCAUUUCGCUACACUUGAUCAACCAGCUGAGUCAGAAGAGCCUAGGGCUAAAGAAUCCCUUGAGUUAUUGUGCUGACAAUUACGAUGCAAUUUUAAGUGCAGAUAUCCCAGAAGCCCUUGAAGCUUUGCAGAAAGGUGACCCCAAGUUUGCACAAGAUGGUGUAAAGGAUGCUGCAAAUGAAGCCAAUUUAUGUGAAGCUAAAUUCCAUGGGAAAUCUCCCCUCACUAAAUUCAACAAAGUUGUGCAUGAUACUUCGGCUAUUGCUGCUCCAGCAAUUGCUUUGAUAUAUAUAUAUACAAUUAUCUUUUUUUCUUCAAUAAUGCUUGUUUAGAAUAAUAAAUCUUUCUAUUAGGGCCUUUGAAUUUCAUUUGGGUUGGUUUUCAUGUGGGCUAUUUCUGCUUAAAACAGUGGUUUAACAUAGGACAAAUUUUCCCCCGCUACACCUCAAACGAAAGUUGUCAAGUGUCAUCAUCAAAGUGUACGAGGAUAGGAACACUGUUGCUGAACAUGCGUUCUAUUUAUAGAUCAAAUAUGCAAGAAAAAACCCUUUUAUGAUCUCGGUGUCUCUGUCUCGUCUCGAAACCCUUAAAAUCCCAUCACAGAUGUCAAAGCUCUGGCCUCUACAAUGCCUAAUCUUGUUCUGUCCAAUGCAUCUGAUAUGUUGAGCUACAUUCAAUAACUAAUCAAGCAAGGAGCAGACAUUCAGUUGCAGAAACCUUUAGCCAAUUUGUGCUGAAUUGUAUAUUCCAGGUGUGAAGUACAAUCUUCCUCAAGCCAUUAAUUCUUUGAUGAGAGGUAAGUUUGGAUUCACCAGCAAUUUAUUAUCUGAUGCAGCAAGGGAACUUCUCUGCUUCAAAUCAAUCCCCAUCCAAGAUUAUCAUGAUAAAGCAAUUUCAUGUUUCUUUCA
Molecule: messenger RNA, 1267 nt
Organism: Hevea brasiliensis (rubber tree)
Lineage: Eukaryota; Viridiplantae; Streptophyta; Magnoliopsida; Malpighiales; Euphorbiaceae
Product: cell wall / vacuolar inhibitor of fructosidase 1
Exons: 1
Coding region: 110-691 (193 amino acids)
Biological process (GO): negative regulation of catalytic activity
Molecular function (GO): enzyme inhibitor activity
Source: RefSeq, a predicted model, not a curated record